AUGCCUUCCAACGACGCGCCCAACGAAGCAUGCCCCAACGAAAUCCCAUGGCCGACAAUAUUCUUCUGGAUGAUCUGUUUCGCCAUCAACGCCGCCGCGCAGUCUACAGGCCGAGUCCUCAACCUCGACCUCUCCUUUGGCCAACUCGCACUCUUGCGCAGCUCACCAAUUAUCUCCAUCUUCGACGCAACAGGCGUGGUCGCAUCGCUGUUAACCACUACUUACCAAUCACCAAUAAUAACAACGACACGCAUCCGCGAAGCGGCAUCCCGUAUGCUCCUCCGCCGCAUCGUGGACGAGGAAGACGACGACCGCCCGGAUAUCCGCGCGAUCCAGUCGCUCAAGGCACAGCGGUGGCCGCGGUGGAUCGGGUUCCUCCUCGGUGCUCUUCCGCAGUUCCUCAAGCUGUUUGCGGCGAGGGGUCUCGGUGUCGGCAUCGCGCUCUCACAGGCGCUGGGCGCCAUGUACUUGGCCUCGUGGAUUAUUUUCGAAGCCCUCAUCCUCAUUGCAGACAUUGACGGAAUCGAGUCCAUAAGAGCGCGCGGUAAACCGGGCCCCCGUCCGCGACACCAACCAGACUACAUCCGAGUCCUCGCCGAAAUCUGGACCGCCAUCGCAAUCUUGACGAGCGCUAUAAUCUACGCUCUCCCCGCCUGGUCCAUCUACCUCACAUCCCGCGCCCUAAUCGCAGAGAAUCCCGCUUCGCCCAGCAUGGCCUUUGUCCUCAACUACAUGCUCUUCCCAGCAGGCCUUAUCGGCUUCCACAUCCCCGUCUGGGCCGACCUACUAUGGACCACGGAUCCGGAAACCGAUAGUGCGAAAGGGUGGUUCGUGCUGCUGGGGACAUUCGUGCACUUCGCCGUCCCCCUCGCGGCGGUGCAUUCCAAGGCGGAGGCAUUCGGGUUCUCGGACGGGAUGGGGAGGGCGUGGGUUGAGGGGGCGUUGGGGGCUGCGUGUGUGCUGGGCCUGGACUUCUCUGAGAAUGGGUCCAUAGCAAGGUAUUUCGCUCACUUGAUUAUCUCUGGCUUUGACAUUGCAGCCAGGUCUUUCGGGAUAGCCUUGCAUGAGUCAGCGUCAUGA
This is a messenger RNA of Aspergillus calidoustus, 1080 nucleotides long. NCBI's taxonomy places the organism in Eukaryota, Fungi, Ascomycota, Eurotiomycetes, Eurotiales, Aspergillaceae. The record is from the annotation of a GenBank genome assembly.